Abrus precatorius (Indian licorice) is the source of this 288-nucleotide messenger RNA. RefSeq lists its product as uncharacterized. The record is from RefSeq and is a predicted model, not a curated record. Bases 1 to 288 code for a protein of 95 amino acids. Lineage: Eukaryota; Viridiplantae; Streptophyta; Magnoliopsida; Fabales; Fabaceae. The transcript is spliced from 3 exons.
AUGGACGAUUCCUCCUCCUCAGCUGCUUAUAUCCAUAUGGUGCAUCAUUUGAUAGAGGAGUGUAUCCUAUUCAACAUGAGUAAAGAGGAAAGCAUGGAAGCUCUUUCCAAACAUGCAAAUAUCAAACCGAUUAUUACCGCCACUGUGUGGAAGGAGUUAGAGAAGGAAAACAAGGAGUUCUUUGAGGUCUACUCGAGAAGCAUAGCAGAAAGCUCUUCAAAGACAGAAACAGCGGAAAAGAUAAACAAGAAUACUUCAGAAUCAGAUUCUUCCAACGAGCGAGUUUAG